AUGGUUAGUAUAGACCUAAAUGGUGAACCAGAGGCCGAAGAUGGUACUGUUGUGAAUUUUACUACGUCGCAACCCCCUAAAGAAGGAAUGCGUUUUGAUUCCGGUUUUGAAUUUAAUGAAUUUUGUCACCGUUAUGCUUAUAAUGAAGGUUUUGAGAUGUUUGUGAUUAGUGAUGAGUUAAAGAAAGAGUAUAAGGAUAAGGGUGUUAGUAAAAAAGGUAUAGGAGAUCUUGAGGCUAGGGCGCAUAUGAUGCAACGAAUAAGAUUAAAAUGCAAGAAGGGAGCGGUUAAAAAAAGUGAGGGGUCUAAUGUUACAGGAUGCAAAGUGUUUGUUUAUGGUUCAUUUAAAAAUGGAGAGUUUGUAGUAGUUAAUUGUUCUUUGCAGCAUAAUCACCCUCUUAGCCCCGAAUGUAGCCGAAUGAUGCUUAUUGAAAAAGGUGGUUUUGAUAAUAUUACGUUCAACAAAAGGGAUGUUAGGAACGCCAUAGCUGUUGAACGCCGUAAAACAAUGUUCGAGGAAGGAGAUGCUGCCAGUCUUGAAAAGUAUUUCGAAUCACAACGAGAAUUGAAUAGCGAUUUUUAUAGCUCUAUGCAACGAGAUGAAGAAGGCAUUUUAAAGAACGCGUUAUGGUCCGACGCGCGUAGCAGAGGAACUUGCAUAUACUUCGGGGAUGUGAUUAGUUUCGACACCACCUUUUCUAGCAAUAGGUAUCGCAUGCCGUUUUCCCCAUUUGUUGGCGUCAACCACCAUGGGAAGUCGAUUGAAUGGUUGAAGUGCAUGGGAAAGCCUCCGAAGGGCAUUUUAACCGAUCAAGACAAGGCAAUCGGUAAGGCAAUAAGCAAAGUUUUCCCAGGUGUUCCACACCGGCUUUGUUUGUGGCACAUGCUACAGAAUGCCUCUCGGAACCUUGGCAAGCUUGUUGAAUGGAAAAGCAUUGAUACACUUAUUAGAACGGCCGUUCAUGAUAUGCUCGAUCCCGCGGAGUUUGACGAGGCAUGGUGUCUUGUGAUGGACACAUAUAAUCAACGUAAGGGGUGGAUGUUGGAUGCGUACGAAAACCGUCGACAAUGGGCACCAGCCUACAAUAGAGGCCAAUUUUGGGCCGGAAUGUCAUCUACACAGCGAAGUGAAGGUAUGAAUCGUUACUUCAAAACUCAAGUAGACCUAGAAUGUGGUUUAUUGCAGUUCAUUAAAAACUAUGAGUUUUGUAUGAAUAUAAAGGCAGAGGAAGAAAAGGAGGAUAAUUUUGAUUGUAUAGAUAAGCCUCCACAACUUGAUGUUGACAAGAGUGUGUUAGCUGAGUACGUUUUCCAUAAGGUGUACACCAACGAGAUGUUUGCUGAUAUUGUGUGUGAGCGUAAAGGUUUAACCCACACAAAUGUUACCAAAAUUGAUGCAAUAGGAUCACUUUUGUUGUAUAGAGCUGACGAGAAACUGCCUCCCUCAUUGGAGGAAACGGUUCAAAAGCUACAGUGUUAG
Spinacia oleracea (spinach) is the source of this 1479-nucleotide messenger RNA. Its product is annotated as protein FAR1-RELATED SEQUENCE 5-like. Lineage: Eukaryota; Viridiplantae; Streptophyta; Magnoliopsida; Caryophyllales; Amaranthaceae. The record is from RefSeq and is a predicted model, not a curated record. The coding region runs from base 1 to 1479 and encodes 492 amino acids. The transcript has 4 exons.